UUCGGGUGCUUCUUAUGAAGUGUGAGAACCGGGAAGUUCUUGUGCAUGAAGCAAGACUUUAAGUUUAAAGUCACAGUGGAGCCACUGAGCAGUGAGAUUAAGCGUACUCGUCAGGCUUACAUCUGAAGAUCAAACAUCUGUGGUGAAGUUCAUCGCGGAGUGGUUAUGAAGAAGCUCGUGAAUAUGAUCUGUCAUACGGUUGUAUAACUCCGGUUUCUGUCAGGUUCGCUGCAUCCUGUAUGUAUCCGUGGUUACAGAAUUAGAAUUGGAACCUUGGAAUCAUGAGCUGUUAUUAUUCUGAAAUGUGGAAUCAGAACAUUCCUGAGAAUAAAAGCUGAUCUGCAUCAAGACAAUCCACAUUCAGAGGAAAGCUGUACAUUCAGUAGCUCUGACCUGCAUACAAACACUGGAUAGAACAUGAGUAAACAGGAAGAAGAGAAGGGAAUGGAGAGGAAGGUAGACGGGAUGUCCUGCAACAUCAUCAAUGAGCUGCGGUUAGAGAAGCAGCUCUGUGACGCAGUCAUCGUGGUGGACGGCGCCGAAUUCCACGUGCACAAGAACAUCCUGUGCGGCUGCAGCCCAUACUUCAUGGCUCUCUUCACCAACGGCGGGUACCCUCCUGAUAAGCUUAGGUACAGCAUCCCUAACGUUUCCGCCAAGAUAAUGGAGCUGAUCGUGGAGUACGCGUAUAUAAGACGUGUUAACAUCACAGAGAAAAACGUGUGUAAGCUGCUGAUCGCUGCUGAUUGUCUGUUGGUGAACAGCCUGGUGAACGACUGCUGCACGUUCCUGAAGGCUCAGCUGUGUCCCGAGAACUGCGUUAAGAUCUGGCAUUUAGCUCACUCCUACUUCUGCGAGAAGUUGAAGCAGCAGGCCUUCCGGUUUAUCUUGCACAACUUUGAGGAGAUGGUGCGCCUCUCUGAGGAGUUCCUGGAUCUGACAGUCGAGCAGCUGAGCGAGAUAAUCGAGAAGGACGAACUGAACGUGAAACAGGAGAGCGUGGUGUUUGAAGCCAUCUUACAGUGGAUCAAACAUGCGCCAUGGAAACGGAAAGCGCACAUAGGAGUGUUACUGCCUAAGGUGCGUCUGGGGCUACUGACACACGAUUACCUUAUGAACAAUGUGAGCAACAACGUUUUAGUGAUGGACGACAUGACAUGUAAGCCGAUCGUCACCAGCGUUCUGAUGGGCAUCGAUGACCUCAACCCGAGCCUUCCUCUCAGCUCUGAUCUCCAGAGACUCCGCCUGCCCAGCGCCGUUCUGCUGGCCAUCGGUGGCUAUGGCCACAAGAAUCUCAAUACCAUAGAAGCAUACGAUACGCGAGCGGCGCGUUGGGUCAAUGUCACAUGCGACGACGAGAGUCCACGAGCCUAUCAUGGGACGGUGUAUCUGAACGGCUUCGUGUACUGCAUCGGAGGAUUCGACAGUGUGGAUUUCCUCAACAGUGUGAGAAGGUUUGACCCCAUCACCAGAACCUGGGCUCAGGUGAACCCCAUGCACUCUUGCCGGUGUGACGUGAGCGUGUGUGUGCUGGACAGUCGUAUCUAUGCGAUGGGAGGAUUUGAUGGCAUCAGACAGGUGAAGACGGUGGAGCGAUAUGAACCUGAGAAUGAUCGGUGGUGCAUGAUCGUGCCGAUGCACGAACGAAGGGGCGACUCUAGCGCUACAGUACUGAAUGGCAAAGUUUACAUAUGUGGAGGGUUUGACGGGAACGGGUGUUUGUUCACGGGGGAGUAUUACAGUCCUCAGACGGGAGCGUGGACCCUCAUCACCCCCAUGAUGAUCAGAAGGCGUGGACUGGGCGUGGUUGCAUACGGAGGAUGGGUUUACGCUGUCGGGGGAAGUGAUGGUGUUAAUCAAAUAAGCAAUGUAGAGGUGUAUAAUCCUCAGACCAGCGUGUGGACACAAGGUCCAGCCAUGAACAACAAGCGCAGCAACUUCGGCACUUCAGCAACUUCGGCAUUGGACGAUCUCCUGUUCGUUGCUGGAGGAGAGAACGGCACUACCAUCAUGGAUGAAGUGGAGUGUUAUGAUAAGCAGACUUCUGAAUGGCAUGCAGUCAAAAACAUGGGGAUUUCUCGCCAUGCUCUGAGCUGCUGUGUGCUGUCUGGUUUACCCAACAUGGCAGAGUACGCUGCUCCCCGAGACGAUCCCUACAGAGUCCCUCAGAGCUCACAGAGCACCAGAGGCUACCUCACACCUCCUGCCAACGUCUGAGACGUACAAAUAAACCUCUCCCUUCAUCAGCAUCCUUUUGUUCUCAAGAAUCAAAUUAACCACUCUGAAGCAGUCAAACUACUGAAUUUGCCUUUUGUUUACUCUUAUGCUGCAAACCGUUGUGCUGAAACUCGUAAAACCACAACGUCCCUGAUGGAGACGUGCGAUAGAACAGUCCUGAGAACUCUCUCACACACACACGUACACAUACCUGAGAUCACAAUGACAUGGCGGCGCUCAUGUGGUCAACGCUAAACAGAAUUCCCUUCACGUUAUUUUCUAUGUGAUGAAACUCAACUUUGUUGACUUGUAGCUUUUGUGUCAUAAGUUUUGGUUCGUGACGUAAUUCCGCUGAUUUUAGCCCAAAUUCACUAAUGUGAUAAAAUCACUGUAACGGAUCAUUUUUAUGAGCAAAGAUGAAGACAGGGGACGACGAUUAUACAUCAUUUCUCUCUGUGCAUCACAGGAAUAAUUCAUGUAUGUCUUAUUAAUAUGUUUAUCAAACUCAAAUAUGACCUUGCUCAGAGUAUCCACCAGUAUUUCUGAGCCGGAACACCUUUAGAUCGGAACACCGGAAAACUGGUUCUGUACUUUCAGAGCUCGAGUACAACAGAGUGCAGCAUUAAUACCAGCAGAUCCACAGCAAUAGACUCUCGGAUAAUACUAUAAACACCAGGUUCAAUUACACUACAAUCAAACAAGAAAAAAAACAUGGCUUAGGAAAAAAGGACAUAAAAUAAUGACAGAGUAAAGGAAAAGGAGAGACAGGGAAUGUGUGUGUGUGUGUGUGUGUGUGUGAGUGUGAGUGUGAGAGAGAGGAUGGGGGAGAGAGAGAAUGAUCGAGAGAGAAUUUGUGUGAGUGAGAGAGAGAGAGAUGAUGAGAGAGAAUCAUGCAGAGAGAAAGGAUGAGAGAGAGAAUGAUGGAGAAUGAGAGGGAUAUGAAUGAAAAUUAAAUAGAAAGAAUGAAAAGCAGAAAUCAAGAGGGAAAACAAAAAGAGAAAGACAAACACACUACAUGAGGGACUGACAGAAAAAGUUUGAAACAAAAAAGUGAGAAGAAAAAUGUAAAAAUAAUGGAGAGAAUGAAAGAGCAAAAAAGGAACAAUAAAAAUGAUAAAUAUGAAAGAGAAAGAAAUCAUGGUAGGGGAAUAAAAAGGUAGGACACAAUUACUAAAAAGCAGGAGAAACCAUGGAAAAGAAGAGGAAGAGAGACAGAUAAAGAAAAAAGUAAAGAGAGGAAGGAGAAAAGAGAGAGAGGGAUGAAAGAAAUGAAGACAGAUUAACGUUUCACCUUGAAGAAGUCGGUUUUGUCAGCGAUGUGCUUUAACAUCCCCUGUGUGAGCGGCGGCCUGAUCACCACGGCAACACAACCCUGGCUCGGGCUCAUCGGCUGGGCGGAGUCGGCCACGCCCACCCGUUCUGCUGUCACCAUGGCGACGGAAUGCGUCAGACCCACCAGGUCCAUGAGGAGGGUGACGGCGCGGAUGCUGAAGUCCAGCUCAGAGAAACAGAUGUUCAUCAGAGACUCGAGCCACCGAGGAGGCGGAGUCACACCGCCGCUGUCUGACAUCAUCACCACCACACACACGUCAUUAAUAAUCAUAUUAAUAUUAACUAUUAUUAUUGUUGAUGUUGAUAUUAAUUUAUAAGUAAUCAUACAUUGUAAUUAGUAAUAAUAAACAGCAAAUAAUAAAUAAAUCAGUAAUAUUACAUAAAAAAGUAAAUCCAGAAUAAUCAGAAAACUUUCAAAUAAACAAUAACAUGCAAAUGUGAGAGUAUGUUCUGUUUAAUAUGCGCUGGUUAAAUAAAAUCAUUUUGGCAGCCGUGAACGCAGACACGCACUCCUUCUGUUAAAAUACACACAACCUCUCUGUUAACUCCGCCUCCCCCUGGUUAGACCCCCCCCACCCCCCACUGGGUGAUGUAGAGCUCCACCAGUCUGCACAGAAAGUGCUGGAAGUGCCCGAGGCAGUGCUGCAUCACAGGAGCACCAGAGAACCAGGCUGGAGUUUAGGAUCCUACUGGAGAGGGGCAUGGUCAUCAGACUCCGCCUCCUCGUACUGAACAAAAUCUGUAAAGAUGCUCUCUGGAGAACAAACUGUGGAGGGACUUUCCCUGUCCUCAAACACAUCCUCCCUGACCGGGACAUCAAGACAUGACUGGGCCGUGGGAGAGAGAGAGAGAGAGAGAGAGAGAGAGAGAGAAAGAAAGAGAGGGAGGGUAAAAAAUGAUUUAAAAAGUAUACAAGAUCAUAGUAAGAAGUCAAAGAAAGUAUUAGAAACUAGUGUACAAAACAAACAAUCUGAUCAUUGUCACUGUUUAUAAUUCAUACUGUUUACUGCUUUUCUUUCUUAUUCUUGUCAUUUUGUGUGACUUACAGUGUGAGUGAAAUUUCCAGCAUCUCAUUACUGCGUGAUGACUUCACGCAGACUGUGUGUGUGUGAGUGUGUGAUGUGUGUGUGUGUGGUGCACUGACCUGGCGUGUGUCCUGCUCUUGGGCGGGGUCACUGGACAGGAGGACGACGGGGGGAUGAGCGGAGGUUGGACUUUGGAGCAGAGGCACAGACAAUGUUGCAGACCGAGCUGCAGCGUAACGGCCGACACCAUCCUCAACAACUGGGGCAAGUGUUCUGUCUGGAUCUCUAUAUACAAACACCUCCUACACACACUUACAGACAGACAGACAGACAGACAGAGAGAGCAAAAGUAACACAGUUGAUCUGCUGAAAGUCAUGAAACUGUUACACAGUCAGUGUGUAAAAUGUAAAGUCUUGAUACCGUGUAUUCGGUGUACGAUGGUGUAUUCGGUGUACGAUGGUGUAUUUGGUGUACGAUGGUGUAUUUGGUGUACGAUGGUGUUUUUGGUGUGCACUGGUGUUUUUGGCUGUCAUGUAAAGAGAAACUGUGUGACAAUGAGCCUUGUGAAGUUGACUCAGCCCUCAGGGGUUUAAUAAGAUCACCACUAAGAACUGAAUACUUACUGCAAGUUGGUUAAUGACCUUGAAACAUUUAAACAGAAAUGGGGUGUAAAUCAAUGUAUUUGUGAUGUUGAUUAUAACGGAAAUAGUUACAUAUUUAUUUGAGGUUUUUGUAGUGAUAAUGUGAUGUGCUGAAACAUGAUGCUUAACUGAUUUGUCUAUGAGGGGGAAAAAAAUUUAUUCUUUGGUAUUAAAGGAUAUUUCCAGUCCAUCCAAGGGUUUUCUCUCUCUCCCUCUGUCUCACCUAGGAUUCUCUCUCCCCCUGUCUCACCUAGGAUUCUCUCUCUCUCUCUCCCUCUCUCCAAGGGUUUUCUCUCUCUCACCUAGGGUUCUCUCUCUCUCUCUCUCUCUCUCUCUCUCUCUCUCUCUC
Ictalurus punctatus (channel catfish) is the source of this 5565-nucleotide messenger RNA. RefSeq names its product kelch-like protein 10. The record is from RefSeq and is a predicted model, not a curated record. Bases 418 to 2217 code for a protein of 599 amino acids. Gene Ontology annotation, molecular function: protein binding. The transcript is spliced from 2 exons. NCBI's taxonomy places the organism in Eukaryota, Metazoa, Chordata, Actinopteri, Siluriformes, Ictaluridae.